CUUAAUAAUCAGAAUACAAACAACAUUUCCCACUGUCAACAUUAAAGCCGGAAUCACUAACAUCACACACAAUACAGCACUAAAAAUACGGGAAAAACAUGGAAAAAGCACGCUUCAAGAUUGGUGGUUCGAAGACCUCCAGCUCUGGUCAGGAAAAGCAAGGCGAAAAGAAGAAGUAUACGCUGGCGGAGUACAAGCGGAAGAUCAACAGUCUCUUUCCAUUGCCACCGAGGCCGGCGGACAUGUGCCACGAUGCGUUUGUGAAGCAGCUCCUGGAGCCCUACGUCCUGGAGACCAAGAAGGAAGUGCACACGGUGAAGAUGUCCAGCCUGGGCAGCACCGAGUCCACGGAGGACACGUACGAGGCGCUCCGGGCGAAGAUGUACAAGACGGACUACUCGGCGAGGGCCAGUUGUUGGAUGGCCAGGGGCACGGCCUACAGUGCGUUAGCCGUCAAAUCGGCAUUAAGUCCCGCACAACGCGAUUCGGCGGCACUGACCACCCAGAUGUACAAGGUGCGCUUCGCCAAUCUGAUCUCCGACUUCCGGAACGUGUGCAUCAUCUACCAGCUGCUGCAACUGCAGGAGAUCCUCAACGUGAUGCGGGAAUACCCGCCGGCGGGCACCAAUCCCAAUGAAACCAUUUUCAGUUGGUCGUACAAGGAGAACCUGAAGCGCUUCGACAAGCAAACGAACACCGUUUAUGUGGACAUUCUGGAGAAGAAUAAAACCGAAGCCACCCUGGAUGAUCUCAAGUUCUAUGUGGAUCUGGGGGAGCUAAUUAAUCUGGUGCAGGCCCUCUUGGAUGACGUAAUCAACGAUAGAGAUCUUUGUGCUCCACAAGGCUUUAUGGAACUCCUCAAAGACACCCAAGUGGACAUUGACAAACUGAUUGCAACACCCUACGAAACAAUAAUGGCCGAACACGACUCUCUGGUUGAUGAAAAUUCCAAGAAGAAUCGUGUUGGGAAAUUCCACAAUCCCAAAUUGGUUGCCAAGCAACAUGCUCUUAACAAGGAGCGGUUUCAGAUAGACUACAUGAGCCCCAUAGAAACUCGUUACAGAGUAAAUUGGGUCCACGACAAUGUGGAGCAGGGACAGUAUAUUGAUUUCCUUCGCUGCAAGGUUCUUUCCGAUGAGUUGGAAAAACUAGAGGAUCUGACCGUCAAGGAUUCGCUUGUGUGGAGAAGCUGUCACCUGGAGUAUGUGACCCUAAUCGAUGAGUACAAGAGUCGCAUAAAUGCACUGCAGCAGGCUUAUGACGAAGACAUGGAAGUGGCCGAGAAUAUGGUGCAGGUCACCCUAAAUAGGGUGGCCAAGUGCAAAGAAGACCUGAGGACGUAUAAGGAAAAAGUGGAGAUGUUCCGCGUCAAAAUCCAAGAUGUGCGUGAUAAAAUAGCAAAGCAAGAGGAAUUGGAACGUGCUCGCUUGUCAGCUGCACGACCCUCGAAGAGAAUGUCCAGGAUAUUGGCAAGGCAGAAGGAAGAGAAAAAGGCCGCAGAAAAGCAAGCCAAAUUGGAUAAGAAGCUGGCGAAGAAAGCAGCAAAAGCAGCGGAAAAAGCAGAAAGAGAAGCAGAAAAAGCAGCAGAAAAGGCAGCAGAAAAAGAUAUGGAACUAUAACCAUUAUUUCCAAGAAAUUGAAUACAACCAAUCCUUACUUUGAAAAUACAAUAAUAUUUAUACAA
Messenger RNA from Drosophila ficusphila, 1684 nucleotides. RefSeq lists its product as uncharacterized. Lineage: Eukaryota; Metazoa; Arthropoda; Insecta; Diptera; Drosophilidae. Bases 99 to 1619 code for a protein of 506 amino acids. The record is from RefSeq and is a predicted model, not a curated record. The transcript is spliced from 5 exons.